CUUGGAACUGGUUAAAGAAGUCCGCAUCUAGGAGCUUCUCCUGGUAAGUGCCUGGUCCUUCAAAGCCCGCAUCCGCGCUGUCGUCGUAGUCCGCAAGCACACUGUCAGCGUCGUCUACGGCGACACUCUUAAUGGGUUCUUUGCCCUUCGGCUGCAUUUGACGUUGCUUAUCUGAAGGUGUUUUACCUAUUUUUCUUUGGCUUUGUGUGCACUUCUUCUUGGGCCUUAGGAGUUAUAAGGCAAUACGCUUAAGUCAUAAACGUACAAAAACCUCUUACUGUUACUAGCCGCGUCCGGGCUGGGCUUCCAUUAGUUCCAUUCCUAGUGGUGGCCCCGAAACCCUGGAAAACGCUUAUUCCGCAAGGUUGUGCUCACGCUUUCGCCGAGGAACGUCGAACAGUUUGACGAAUUCGCGCUUAUGUAUAGGAAAAAUGGCUGGUCUUAACGGGCUGGUCGGCGACGGAAGGCUUGCGAGCGCAUGCUUACCUCACGAGCGCGGGCCCACACAGGCGCAAGCGACUCGAUGCGUGCUUUCAAGGCUUGCGCCAGCUCAUCCGCCAAGUACUAUAGUUGGUCACAACAUAAGCAAUUGGAGGCUUCCUAGCACAAGAAUAGGUCUCCAUGGCGCCUGCUUGAGCCCCAGCAGCACGUGCUCCACUGGCAUUGGCCGGCCCUCACAUGCACUGCUCCUGCCAGUCAGGAAAGUCGCAUAUCGCUUACCCAUUUCCUCAAACACAAACACAUCUACUGCUGAUGUCCAUUUGGUUGCCGCAAGUUCUACCAGCGCUAAUGUUCAGACCAAUAGUGGCGGUGUUGGUGUGAUGGGCAAUGGCGGAGACGACUGGCGCCAAGAUGUAUCAGCGGCACUGGCACAGGCCGUGGGCUUUGCCGAGGUCACUAUACGUGCCAAGGUUGCCACAGCUCAGCCCUGGCACACCAUCACAGUCCGUCCCGUGUCCCUGCGGGGCUCCAGGCAUCUGCAGGUGACGACCUUCACGGCUCGUCAGAGCACCUCCACCAACCACCCGGCGCCCCAAAGUGACGUGGCGGCGGUUGAGACCGUUGUACGACCGUUACUGGAAACCGCCGGACUGGGCAGUGUUGUCGUACGCACUGCCGCACACGACAUGACGGUUCAGGUUACCAAGCGAGGCAAGGGCAUCGUGCAUCGCAGCGCGCCACAGAGCCGCCCUGCCCCGGUCAGCAUGGACCCAAACAGCAGCAGCAGCAGCAACCCCCCACUCGCCGUUCCCCAGCCGCACAACCGCGUGAAAGAGCUGCCCAUCCCCGCCGACCAGCCGCACCCCUUCCUGCAGAAGAUUGGCUUCCAAACCGCUGACGGCCGCAUACGUGCCAACAUGCAGGACAAGUUCAGUCAGGUGAACGAGUUCCUGAAGCUGUUGGGCCACACCGGGCUGGUACGGCAGCUGCGUGCGGCAGCAGCCGACAGGCAGGAAGCAGCGCAGCUACAACAGGAAGCAGCACAGCAGGCGGAUGCAGGACAGCAGCAGCAACGACAAAAACCAACGGGACAGCAGCAGCGACCCCCUCCCUCAGCACCCUCUUCCUCCUCGCCACCGGCAGCACUGCCGCCAUCCAGCACCAGCACCACCACCACAACAACAACUACAACUACACCCUCCCAGUCUGCGCCCCUGCACAUUCUGGAUUGCGGCUGCGGCUCCUCCCACCUCUCCUUCGGUGUCUACCACUACCUGAACCACGUGUUGGGUGUACCCGCCACGCUGGGCGGUGUGGAUGUCAACGGGGGACUCAUGCGGCGAGCCAACGACAACGCGGCGCAGCUGGGGCUGGUGGGGGUGCGCUUCGACACGGCGCCCAUCGGCGAGUACAGUCCCCCAGUUCGUCCAGACAUCGUGUUGGCGUUGCACGCUUGCGACACCGCAACGGAUGAUGCCCUGGCGUUGGCGGUGAAGCAGGCCUCCCCCCUCAUCCUGGCAGUUCCCUGCUGCCAUGCACACCUGCACAAGCAGCUGUCGGGUCGCCCCCCCGCCUCCCUGCCCACCCCAUGGGGCCCCCUGCUGGGUCACGGCAUCCUGCGGCAGCGGCAGUUAGACCUGCUAACCGACACCCUGCGGGCACAGCUGCUCAGAGUAGCGGGCUACCGAACGGACGUGGUGGAAUUUGUAUCGUCGGAGCACACGCCCCGAAACCUUUUGAUCCGGGCGGUACGGCAACAGCAACAACAGGACCAGCUGUCAGAAUCCGGAUCCGCCGACUCUGACAGCAGCAGCGUCGACGUCAGCGCUGACGCUGACAGUAGUAGCAGCAGCACGGACGUGCAAGCGCAAGGGUGCUUUGUUUUUGCGGACGGGGACUUGCCCAGUCCACAGGAACACCAGCAGCAGCAACAACGGCAACAACGGCAGCAGCGGCAACAGCGGCAGGGGCAUCACCAGCAGCAGCAGCAGCAGCGGUUGUGGCGCCAGCAGGUUUCAGCAGCGCGAGAGUACCUAGCGUUGCGGGACUACUGGGGCGUGACUCCACGACUUGAGGUUCUACUCGCGCAAGAGCUGGCACCCGUGCUGUUAGAAGCGGCGCGGACAGCUGAUGUCGCCGGUACGACAUCUGAUGUGGUGACGUAGCAGGUGGAGAUCCUGGUGAAGUAAUGGUGGCGGCUCCCAGGAGCACUGCUGUACGGCAGCUGUACUUGGGGCUGGGGGCGUCGACGGUGGCGCCUUCGGGGUGUGCGGGUGGUCUUGUGAGCGCACGGGUUAGUUGGUUGGUUGUUUGAGAGCAUCAGGAGGAGCGAGGCUAAGCUUGUCGGCGUUAGCAGAAUAGGUGGUUAGCAGAGUUGUUGGAGGGCGCAAGGCCGCCGUCUGAUUACUGUGGAGUUAACAGAACACACUUCACGAGAUCUUGACUGAGUUGGCGGAGCUCGCAUGGUUGGAGGAUUAUUGGAUCACUAAAUGUAACGGAGGAGUUGCCUG
Astrephomene gubernaculifera is the source of this 2951-nucleotide messenger RNA. The record is from the annotation of a GenBank genome assembly. Lineage: Eukaryota; Viridiplantae; Chlorophyta; Chlorophyceae; Chlamydomonadales; Astrephomenaceae.